CGUCACUCUCUUCCCCUUACACUCACUGCGACCCGCCUUCAUUCAACACAAACAUGGGUAACGCACCGUCUGGCAUGCCCGGUGGGAGACCGGGUGGCCGCCCGCCCGGGGACCAGAAAGACAAGAAAGAGCAGAAGAAGAAGUGGGAGCCGCCGCUCCCAACGAGCGUGGGCAAGCGCAAGAAGAGAAAGGGCCCGGACGCGGCGUCGAAGCUGCCCGCGGUGUUCCCCACGACGCGCUGCCGGCUGAAGCUGCUCAAGCUCGAGCGCAUCAAGGACUACCUGCUCAUGGAGGAGGAGUUCAUCCAGAACCAGGAGCGGCUCAAGCCCGAGAGCGCGCGCGAGGAGAAGAACGAGGAGGACCGGACGAAGGUCGACGACCUGCGCGGGUCGCCGAUGGCCGUCGGCACGCUGGAGGAGAUCAUCGACGACGACCAUGCAAUUAUCAGCACCGCGUCGGGUCCGGAGUUCUACGUGUCCAUCAUGAGCUUCGUGGACAAGGACUUGCUUGAGCCUGGGUGCCAGGUGCUGCUGCACCACAAGAACCAGGCGGUCGUUGGUGUGCUGCAGGAUGACGCGGACCCCAUGGUCAGCGUCAUGAAGCUCGACAAGGCGCCGACGGAGAGCUAUGCGGACAUUGGUGGGCUGGAACAGCAAAUACAGGAAAUCAAGGAGUCAGUAGAGCUGCCCUUGACACAUCCGGAGCUGUACGAGGAGAUGGGUAUCAAGCCACCAAAGGGUGUCAUCUUGUACGGUGUCCCUGGUACCGGAAAGACCCUCCUGGCCAAGGCCGUCGCGAACCAGACGUCAGCAACGUUCCUGCGCGUGGUCGGCUCAGAGCUUAUUCAGAAAUACCUCGGAGACGGCCCCAAACUCGUACGAGAACUGUUCCGGGUGGCGGAGGAACAUGCACCAAGUAUUGUGUUCAUCGACGAGAUUGAUGCCAUUGGUACGAAGCGGUACGACUCAACAUCCGGCGGCGAGCGCGAAAUCCAGCGGACGAUGCUGGAGCUCCUGAACCAGCUGGACGGUUUCGAUACGCGCGGGGACGUGAAAGUGAUCAUGGCGACGAACAAGAUUGAGUCGCUCGACCCCGCGCUCAUUCGGCCAGGGCGUAUCGACCGUAAGAUCGAGUUCCCCCUACCGGACGUGAAGACGAAGCGACACAUCUUCAAGCUGCACACGUCGCGUAUGAACCUCUCGGAGGACGUCGAGCUCGAGGAGUUUGUGACCACGAAGGACGACCUGUCCGGCGCGGACAUCAAGGCGGUGUGUACAGAGGCGGGUCUGUUGGCGCUUCGGGAGCGGCGGAUGCGUGUGACGAAGGCGGACUUCACGUCCGCGCGAGAGAAGGUCCUGUACAGGAAGAACGAGGGCACGCCGGAGGGACUCUAUCUGUGAUCUGUCGUCUGUGUUUGUAUUGUUCGUCGCGCUGCGUAACCUACCUUUCUCCUAGUCUUUGGACUCUACGCAACUCCGG
This is a messenger RNA of Trametes versicolor FP-101664 SS1, 1479 nucleotides long. Its product is annotated as 26S proteasome subunit P45. The transcript has 5 exons. NCBI's taxonomy places the organism in Eukaryota, Fungi, Basidiomycota, Agaricomycetes, Polyporales, Polyporaceae. Gene Ontology annotation, cellular component: proteasome regulatory particle, base subcomplex. Gene Ontology annotation, molecular function: ATP hydrolysis activity; ATP binding; proteasome-activating activity. Gene Ontology annotation, biological process: proteasome-mediated ubiquitin-dependent protein catabolic process. The record is from RefSeq and is a predicted model, not a curated record. The coding region runs from base 54 to 1400 and encodes 448 amino acids.